AUGUCACCCACUACGACCCCAAUGACGUUCUACGACAUCGCCCUGGCACCCCCAGUUACAGAAAAUGCUUGCUCCCCAAAUCCCUGGAAAAGCCGGUUCGCCCUGAACUUCAAAAACAUCCCCUACAAAACAACAUGGGUACCCCUACUUGAUAUCGGCUCCGUCCGCGCCCCUCUCAACAUCCCCGCCUCGCGCAAAUUCGCCGACGGAUCCCCCUACCACACCCUCCCCAUUCUCUCCGACCCUGCAACCGGACGCAUAGUGGGCGACUCCUUUGAAAUCGCCACCUACCUGCAGGAACAAUAUCCGUCAUCGGGGGCGGGAGACUUGUUCCCAGCACAGGAGCUGGACUUUGUAUUUGCGCACGACAUGGGAAAUUACCCGCCGAUUGCAGAGGCUCAGGGAGUGGAUGGAGCUGCUGCUGCGUAUGCAAAGUUUAAUACGAAUGUCGAUGCUGUGUUCAGUGCGAAUGCGCGUGUGAUAGCGCAAGGUUUCCCUUUUGAUCCUGCUGUUGCCGAAGAGUGUAAGGCAAUGUUCUCGAAGAGAGUGGGAGUGCCGUGGGAGGCUAUGGCGGUUAGUGCGGAGGAGAGGGGGAAGUUAUGGAAGGACUUUGAGGAGGCCCUAGGUGGACUUGCGAAGUUGUAUACGACCGAUCUGAGUGGGCCGUUUUUGUUGGGUAGUAGGGCAAGUUAUGCGGAUUUUAUUGUGGGGGGGUGGUUGCGUAUGAGUCGAGGCAUGUUGUUGGGAGAGGAGUGGGAAGCACUGAAGGGGUGGCAUGGUGGUGUGUUUGGAAGAUUAGAUGAUGCGCUCGAGGCUUUUUCACAGAUGGACUAG
Messenger RNA from Penicillium crustosum, 834 nucleotides. RefSeq names its product glutathione S-transferase family protein. The record is from RefSeq and is a predicted model, not a curated record. Bases 1 to 834 code for a protein of 277 amino acids. The transcript has a single exon. Lineage: Eukaryota; Fungi; Ascomycota; Eurotiomycetes; Eurotiales; Aspergillaceae.